This is a messenger RNA of Carya illinoinensis, 2013 nucleotides long. RefSeq names its product beta-glucuronosyltransferase GlcAT14A-like. Gene Ontology annotation, molecular function: glucuronosyltransferase activity. The record is from RefSeq and is a predicted model, not a curated record. Lineage: Eukaryota; Viridiplantae; Streptophyta; Magnoliopsida; Fagales; Juglandaceae. The transcript has 5 exons. Gene Ontology annotation, cellular component: membrane. The coding region runs from base 552 to 1616 and encodes 354 amino acids.
UGCCACCAAUUAAAGCAAACCAAUUCUCCAUAUGUGUACGGUCCACUAUAUCUGUCUCAAGCUCAAGCUCUCUCUCUCUCUCUUUGCCCUACUUUUUCUCUUUCCCAAAUGCUCGAAAAUUCUUUUCUAGCAAAGGCAACUACUUCUACCUCAGAAUCUCUUUCACAAUUUAGUUCUUGAAUCUUCUUUGAAUCCUCUCUGCAUGAGUUCAUUCACUUUCAAUGAUUUAGAAGUUUUUGGAGUCUGUUUGAGAACUGGGGAGCAAAACCGAACCCUUUUCACAUGCUUUAUGGGCUUUUCCAGCUCUUGAUUUCAGAAUUUGGGAUUUUAUUCAUUCAUUUGUGCUAUAAGCCACAGGCUUAAAUGUUAUUCUUCAUUUACUCAUUAAGGUGGCUCUGGUUCUGUCACCUGGCCUACUUGCCUCUUUUUGGCACUCUUCUAUUUAGUAGAUUGGUGGGUUUUGCUUAGUUACUCAGUUUUUAUGAGAUUCUCAGCUAAUUCGAAGAAUUAGUACAAGCAGCUGGUGUUCGGCUAACGACCUGCAGACAAGUAUGAGGAAAAAUGCUAAUUCCCACUCAGGAAGAGUAUUCAGCGAUAGAAAGUGGAUUCUUCCAUUUUUUGCGAGUGUGAUUGUAUCAAUUAUGUUGUUUUUGACAGCCAUUUUUGGGCUAUUUACCUCUCCCUAUCAUGGAGAGCAAUUGCCGCUUGACAAUGUUUCGUUUGCGAGAUCAGAGGACUCAAAUGGGUACUUUGUUGAAUCGGAUUUGGGAAGAUCAUUUGAGACUGAUGGGGUAUUGAAAAUGCAAGCACCUAGAUUUGCAUAUCUUAUUUCAGGGACUAAGGGUGAUAGUCAUAGGAUGAUGAGGACCUUAAGGGCAGUAUAUCAUCCAAGAAACCAGUAUGUUCUACAUUUGGAUCUUGAGGCACCACCUCGCGAAAGGUUGGAAUUGACGAAUUUGGUGAAGUCUGAUCCGACAUUUCAUGAAGUGGAGAAUGUGCGGGUUAUGUCUCAAUCCAAUUUGGUGACUUACAAGGGACCUACGAUGAUUGCUUGUACCCUCCAAGCAAUUGCAAUCUUGUUGAGGGAGAGCCUGCACUGGGAUUGGUUCAUAAACCUCAGUGCUUCAGAUUAUCCUCUUGUGACGCAAGAUGAUCUGCUCUACGUUUUCUCUAACUUGUCUCGAAACUUCAAUUUCAUUGAGCAUAUGCAGAUUACCGGAUGGAAAUUGAACCAAAGGGCAAAACCCAUAAUCAUUGACCCGGGACUCUACUUAUCGAAAAAAUCUGACAUUGCUUGGACCACUCAACGCCGAUCGCUUCCUACAUCAUUCAAAUUGUUUACAGAUAGCAAUGGUACAUGUAUAUCGAGCGUUUGGGUACUAAGAGUACCUCAGGUACUCUCAACACUUUUAACUACUAUUCAUUAUUUUAUUAUUAAUUUUCACAUAUUUUUACUACUAUUCAUUACUUUUUACCUAUGUUUUAUUACUAUUCAUUAUUUUAUUAUUACUUUUUACCUAUUUUUUAUUACUAUUUAUUAUUUUAUUAUUACUUUUUACCUACUUUUUAUUACUAUUCACAACUCUCCUCAACACCUCUCAAGACCCAAACCCUAAUGCCUGAAGGCAUGUGGCUCUUCACACGUUGGCUAUUUCAUGGGAUUUAGCUUCAGAGUAAACAUUAUAUAAAGUGCUAGAAAUCAACCGGUCAAGUUUAUAAUUAUAAAAUUUGAGAAAAUUGCACUUGUUUAUAGGGCAGUAUAUGUACUAUUAGUUGCGUGGCAUAUGGCUGUGAUCUCAGCGCUUGGGAGCUGGUUAGAAUAGGAGGAGGUUCUUCACUGUUUACUACGAGGAAAUCUCCUAAUUAGUUGGUUCCCCUGCACAUCGAUUUCAAUCUAUAUUUUUUGUACGAAAUCUGGCAGUUUGCUGAUUAAAAUUUGGCAUAUUAUCUGGUUUACUUAAUUAAGGGUAAAUUUGAAUGAGAUGGUCUGUGAAAUUAAUCCAUUUUGAGAAC